This is a messenger RNA of Cicer arietinum (chickpea), 856 nucleotides long. RefSeq lists its product as uncharacterized. Lineage: Eukaryota; Viridiplantae; Streptophyta; Magnoliopsida; Fabales; Fabaceae. Gene Ontology annotation, molecular function: nucleic acid binding; zinc ion binding. Gene Ontology annotation, biological process: DNA-templated transcription; termination of RNA polymerase III transcription. Gene Ontology annotation, cellular component: RNA polymerase III complex. The record is from RefSeq and is a predicted model, not a curated record.
AUUGAUUAAGAGUAGAAAUGAAAAAGAGAUAAAGGGGUGAUAAAACUAUACAAAGAGAAAAUGUUGUAGAACAUUAAUUCUAUUGUAUAAUUUGAUAUAAAAAAAAUAGAAACCAAAUGGGCCUAAAUAAUAGAAUGUCAAUUAACUGCCAUAAUAGUACUACUACUUUUUAAACCCUCAAACCCUAAUUUUGCAUUUCACUUGCGUCAUACCGGAGCACCCUUCAGUUUUCCGACGUCUCCGAUCUCAUUCCCUUCCUGUGUGAAAAUGUCGAUUGGAGAGACCGCUUCCUCAUAAGCCCUUCUCAUCCUUGAAGAUGAUUAAAUCUUCCCAACUGUUGCAGUGGAAUUGAAUUAAAAUCGGUGGUGUAUUUGUUAGUAGAGAAGAUGGAGUUUUGCCCAAUGUGUGGGACCAUGUUACAGAUUGAACUCCCGCGUCAUGAUAUCCCCUCAAGAUUCUUUUGUCAUAAUUGCCCUUAUGUUUCUCCCAUCCAGCCAGGGGUUAAGAUUAAGAGUAAGCAAUUACUGGUGAAAAAAGGAAUUGACCCUAUUAUCUCCCAUGAUGACAUGAAGAAUGCACCCACUGCCGAAGUGCCAUGCCCAAAUUGCCGCCAUGAUAAAGCUGCUUAUAUGGAAAUUCAGACUCGUUCAGCUGAUGAACCGGCAACUAUAUUUUACGCGUGCUUGAAUGAAAAGUGUAAACAUCGAUGGAAUGAUUGACAUAUGUAAUACAUUUUUUUUUUAUCAUGGGAUGUAGAAGCUUUUCAUGCCAUUUGUGAUUGGAAUUAUGUGACAGAUAAGAGGGUUUUCUAAUGUUUCAUUUUACUUUUUUGGUUAUGAUUACGAAAAAUUUAUUC